Molecule: messenger RNA, 3372 nt
Organism: Corythoichthys intestinalis (scribbled pipefish)
Lineage: Eukaryota; Metazoa; Chordata; Actinopteri; Syngnathiformes; Syngnathidae
Gene: col9a2
Product: procollagen, type IX, alpha 2
Exons: 33
Coding region: 123-2198 (691 amino acids)
Biological process (GO): extracellular matrix organization
Molecular function (GO): extracellular matrix structural constituent conferring tensile strength
Source: RefSeq, a predicted model, not a curated record
AAGAAAGAACGGCAAGCUUACAUCUGAUUGUCCCUCACAGUGCUGGCCCGGAAAGGAAUAGGGGAGCAAGACGAGAGGAUUUGGUGAACCGAGGAGAGUGACACCGAUAGAGGAGAAGGACCAUGGCUUCUCUCUCGGUCGUGCUGAAGUCCUGGGUAGUACUGCAGACACUGUGCCUAGUUUUGGCCCAAGUGAGAGGUCCUCCUGGACCUCAGGGCCAGGCGGGCCCACCAGGUCCUUCUGGCACUCCUGGUUCAGACGGCAUUGAUGGAGACAAAGGUUUGCCCGGCCCACCUGGUCCACCAGGACCAAAGGGAGAGCCGGGACAGCCUGGUCCUGAUGGUGCGCCAGGAGAGAAUGGUAUUGAUGGUUUGAUUGGUGCAAAGGGUGAUCGAGGUGCAGUGGGAAGCCCUGGCCCAAAGGGUCAGCCUGGGUUGAGUGGAGAACCUGGCAGACCAGGUCCCGGCCUCCCAGGACUUGCUGGCGCACCAGGGCCUAUUGGGAUUCCUGGUGAAAUUGGUCCAACCGGACCAAAGGGUUUAAUGGGACCCCCUGGACCGCCAGGACUCCCUGGGCCACCAGGCAAGCCAGGCCCGCCAGGGAAGUUCAUUGGUGGAGAAGAAGGAAGUGCCGACUUCCAGUGUCCUCUCAACUGUCCAGCAGGAGCUAAGGGCCCACAGGGACUUCAGGGUGUCAAAGGCCAUAAAGGACGCCCCGGUGCUCUUGGAGAACCUGGCAGUAUUGGAAAAGUGGGAAUCAAAGGAGAAGUGGGGAUCUCUGGAGAACAAGGCAUCCCUGGACCUUCGGGUCCAAUGGGCGUGAGGGGCUAUCCAGGAAUGAUGGGUCCAAAAGGAGAGGCGGGACCUCGUGGCUACAAGGGCAUCAGUGGACCUGUAGGGAUUCCCGGACCUCCAGGUGAGGAGGGACCUCAGGGUGCUCCUGGAGAGGCAGGAGACAAGGGAGAUAAAGGCAGCCCUGGUAUUCAGGGCCCACAGGGUGCAGUUGGCAAAAAAGGAGACAAUGGCCUGCCUGGCAUUGAUGGAAAAGAUGGCACACCUGGUAUUCCUGGACUCAAAGGAGGACCCGGUCAGGCUGGGAUGCCAGGUCCUCCUGGUCAUCAAGGAACAGCGGGAUUGCCCGGUAGUCCAGGUGCGAAAGGUGGAGCUGGAGUGAAAGGCGAGCCUGGACCCAGGGGUCGUGCUGGCAUGCCUGGUGCCCCCGGACCUUUGGGUGAACCUGGUGUUCCAGGGGAGGCAGGUAUGGCAGGAGUUCCCGGUCCUAAGGGGGACAGAGGUCAGCGUGGUCCGGUAGGACCUCAAGGAAUAGUUGGGAAGAUUGGAAACAAAGGAGAGAGGGGGCCAAUGGGUGUUCCAGGUGCUCAGGGCCUGAGUGGGACGAAAGGAGACAAGGGAUUCCAAGGAAAAAGUGGGCCAAAGGGAGACAUCGGUGACCCAGGUGUGGAGGGCUUAGGUGGCGAGAAAGGUGAAAAGGGUUUAUCUGGAGAGCCUGGACCUAAAGGACAGCAAGGAGUAAGGGGGGACGCUGGACACAAUGGUCCAACUGGGGACCCUGGCAAGCCAGGUGACCAAGGACCUGCUGGGCUUCCUGGCCCCAGAGGACUCAAUGGAGUGCGAGGUGUGCCUGGAAAGCCCGGCAUUCAGGGCUCUCCAGGACGUGAUGCAUCAGAUCAGCAUAUUAUUGAAGUAGUGCUGAAGAUGUUGCAAGAGAGGCUAGCAGCCGUAGCUGUGAGUGCCAAGAGGGCUGUGCUUGGUGGUGCUGGUGUAAUGGGACCCCCAGGGCCUCCUGGACCUCCGGGCCCACCGGGCCCCCAGGGACCACAUGGUUUGCCUGGUACAAGGGGCAUCCCUGGCAUGAUUGGAGCACCCGGGCAGAUUGGAAACACAGGGUUAAAAGGAAAGAGAGGGGCCAAGGGUGACCGAGGAGAUCCUGGCAAACCUCACCAAGGACCACCAGGACCCCCAGGAAUUCAAGGUCCUCGUGGUGUUGACGGUGUGGCAAGAGAUGGCAGGCCAGGUGAGAGAGGCCCUCAAGGAGCUGCUGGUGAAGCCGGUCAUCCUGGUAAAGCGGGUCCCCCAGGCCUCCCGGGCUUCUGCGAGGCUGCUAUGUGUCUGGCCGCGUCGGCGUACACAUCUCCGAGACUACAGGAGGCAGGAGCCAUUAAAGGACCCAACAUUUAGAGUACUGUCUCCAUUCACCAGUUCAUGAAAAUGGGGAGGGAGAGAGGAACAGAGACCACUCUUCUCACUUGAACAUCAUGAGCAAGGGGUAGGGGAGAGAUAGUAUGUUGACUGAAUGUGCAUUCCACCCCCUCCCUUUUUUGAGACAUACAACCCGAUGGAACGUUCUCUCUUCUUAAUCCCUACAUCACAAUGACAACACCAGGUCACAUGCCACCCACUUCCCUCUGAAUGUUCAACUUUUUGGAUUGUAAGCAUUUCCUUGUCUCCCACAACGGUGACCAUGAGCUGAUAGGACGUGACAGCAAAGUAAAAAAGUACAUUGGGUUUGAAAUACACAAUAUUUUGGGAUUAGCUUGUCAGAUAUCUUGCCUCACGCGACAUCACGACAAAUGCCUUAAAAACUGUGCUAAGGACCAAUAAAUAAUUCUGAAAUGUAUUCUCAGUACAAUACCUUUGUAACUGUAUUAUUGCGGAUUGUAAGCUUGAGCGAAAUCCCUCAUUCAACCCCCCCCCAGUGUCCCCAGUUUUAUCCUUUCUCCAUUACCCGCUUUCUGCCCAAGUCUCAUUUUAGAAACUAACGACUACUUUAUCUCUUCCUCUUGUUGCCUGGCAACGGCAUAUCCCAAUGGGCACUCCCAUCUCCCACAAUGCAGUGCUGUAAAUCUUUGUAAAUGUGUGUUGAUUAUUAUGUAGAGAAAAAGGAAUGGGUUACGAGGCGCACCAACAAAGAAUCCAGAGAUUAAUAAAAUUUCAGAAAUACAAAAAUCUUAUUUCCGGAUGCAUCCGUUAGGUUGUACGAAUGUGCUCCCUGUACCACUGUCAACCUUCCAUUAGGUGUCAGCAGUUAAAUGAGUGAUUUAAUGUCAUUAAAAGAAGUUAUUUAUUAUUAUUAUUAAUAUAAUCAACUGUAAAAACUUUUUUUUCCUGGCUGUUCAAGUCUUUCCAAACCAAUAAAAAUGAACCUUUUUAUAAAAUACAAUGUUCUUUAUUACAAUGUAAAACUGAUGUUUGCUUACUAUUUAAAUACAAUUAGUAGAGAGUGCAAGCUGCAGUUGGUUUGAAUUUGUCAACACUUGUUUGGCAGUUUUAAAUAUGAGUGCACAUACAUACUGUGUAUACUGUAAUUUAUUUCACUUGAACACACCAAUUGAACAAAUAUAUUCCGAUGAAA